AUGAUUUCGAAGGACCAAGCCAAGAAGAAGAAGAUAUCGAAGAAACAAUUGCUCAAGAUUACCAGGGAAAUUUACGUCCUGGAGUUCCUAGACGUAACCCAUUUACGGUUCGGAAUAAUUCUUUUCGACCCAGCUGUUUAUGUUAUGACGGCUGGAAUAUCACUUGUCGACCCAGCCAUAAACUAUUUGACGGCUGGAAUAUCACUUGUAGACCCAGCCGUUUCUAUUGUACCGUACAUUCCGGUAGAAGACCAAGAGGUGUUUAUGGAAGACCAAGAGGUGGUUAUUGAAGACCAAAACGAGGUUAUGCAAGAUCAACCCCAACCUGUGCAAGUUUCUGAGGACACAAGUGCUCACUAUGCAAACAACUAUGAGUGGAAAGAUAAGGAAGAUGCAAAGAAGUGGGCUCGAUCACAAGGGCUGAAAAAGAUGUGCAUCAUAGUCCAGAAUAAACAAGUUACAUUCAACGACUUUCAAAUGCUUUGCGAGUGUAGUCUAAAGUAUGAGAGCCACUGGAAAAAGGGUAGUGAGUAUAAACCAAAAACCGCGAGGAAGAAGGGAGUAUAUAAUACGAAGAAGACCGGGUGCCCUUUUAAGCUUAAAUUUAAAUUUAAUGACGACAAGAAAAUGUGGUAUAUGGAAAAAGUCAUCUCGGGUUAUCAUAAUCAUCCUAUUCCGGAGAGUUUGAUCAACCAUCCUUAUUCGGCAAGGCUCAAUCCUUUGGAAAAGGAAUUAGUAUGCGUGUUGAGUAAAAGACGCACAAGACCUAUUGAUAUUCUUAGUGGAGUGAAGGUGUUAAACCCCCAAAACUCAUCCUCAUUGUCAACUAUCUAUAACGAAAGAGAAAAAUUUAGAAAAGAGUCAUGGGAAGAGAGAGUGCUUAUGCAACAAUUAUUGUUUUUGUUUGAGGAGGAAAAGUACUCUACCGCCUAUGAAAGGAAUGAAGUAAAUGAAGUGGAAUAUCUUUUCGUCGCGAAUCCAGAAUGUGUACAAUUGGCAAGAUGCUUUCAUCAAAUUCUCUUUAUGGAUUGCACGUAUAAAACUAACAAGUACAAGAUGCUGAUAUUGAACUUUGUUGGGCAAACAUCUACCAAGUCGACAUUUACCGUCGAGACGAAGGAAAGUUAUUUGUGGGGAUUGCAAAAGGUGAAGUUAUUGUAUCAAGAAGGUUAUACUCCACAAUUGUUGAUUACGGAUAAGGAGGAAGAAUUUAUGUGGGCCAUACCACAUGUUUUCCCCUACGCGCGUCAUCAUCUUUGCAUGUUUCAUCUAUGGAACAAUGUGCAAACUAAUUGCAAGAGGGUUAUAUGGCUAGCAAAGAAGACCGAGAUGGAGAGGAUUAAAAAUCUACCGUUGGAGAUACAACAAGAAGAGAAAUAA
Messenger RNA from Papaver somniferum (opium poppy), 1380 nucleotides. Its product is annotated as protein FAR1-RELATED SEQUENCE 5-like. NCBI's taxonomy places the organism in Eukaryota, Viridiplantae, Streptophyta, Magnoliopsida, Ranunculales, Papaveraceae. The record is from RefSeq and is a predicted model, not a curated record. Bases 1 to 1380 code for a protein of 459 amino acids. The transcript has 3 exons. Gene Ontology annotation, biological process: regulation of DNA-templated transcription.